Ochotona princeps (American pika) is the source of this 423-nucleotide messenger RNA. RefSeq names its product resistin (gene RETN). Gene Ontology annotation, molecular function: hormone activity. Lineage: Eukaryota; Metazoa; Chordata; Mammalia; Lagomorpha; Ochotonidae. The transcript is spliced from 3 exons. Bases 37 to 423 code for a protein of 128 amino acids. Gene Ontology annotation, cellular component: extracellular region. The record is from RefSeq and is a predicted model, not a curated record.
GACCCUGUACCCCCAGGUGGAAAGGGGCUCACUCUGAUGGGGCUGCGUGUUCUGAUUCUCUCCUGCAGGAUGAAGGUUCUUGACUUCCUCCUCCUCCUCUUCCUCCCGGUCCUGGCAAGGCUGGUGUGUGGCAGCAACCUGUGUCCUGUGGAUGACGCCAUCAACGAGAGACUGCAGAGUGUCGCCAGCUCCCUGCUUCACGGCAGCGGUGUGCGCCUGGACCUGGACUGUCGCACCGUCAAGUCUGGCGGCAACCUGGCCACCUGCCCCCCAGGGUUUGGGGUCACCGGCUGCGCCUGUGGCUUCGGCUGCGGGUCAUGGGACGUGCGCUCCGAAAAGACGUGCCACUGCCAGUGCGCGGGUAUGGACUGGACCGCCGCGCGCUGCUGCCGUCUGAAGAGCACCCCGAAGACCACCCCCUGA